Salpingoeca rosetta is the source of this 810-nucleotide messenger RNA. RefSeq lists its product as uncharacterized. Lineage: Eukaryota; Choanoflagellata; Craspedida; Salpingoecidae. The record is from RefSeq and is a predicted model, not a curated record. The transcript is spliced from 4 exons. Bases 1 to 810 code for a protein of 269 amino acids.
AUGGAGUUUGGUGACGCGUUUGCAGGGUUACUGCAAGGGCGAGGCACACCGCCAAGCUCUGGCUCUGGGCGAAGGCGUGGCAUUCAAUCCCGGCGACAACAGCCGCGAUCACAACGCUCUCUCCGGCUGACACAGACGCAGCAGUUGAUGGAUGACGAUGAUAUUGUGGAGGAGGACGACAGUCCCAUGGGGAUGGUGGAACAUGCAAACACCACCAGCGCCUACGCGGCACACACGCACGCAACAAUGGCACCCGAGGGCCAUCCCAUGGACGAAGACGUGGACGAGGACGUGGAUGGGCUGACGCAAUCCCCUCCACCGGCACAGCGGCACUGCGUGUCUCAACGACUACCAGAGAGCCUGGACACCGAGGACGCCGACUCUGACCUCGCCUCGCACAGCCAACAGCAAACUCAUGCACGUGUUAUGAUCUCACAGUUUGAAGCCGGGCGGCAUGCAACCAGCGAGUUUGACGAUGACAACGAUGGUGAUGACAAUGAUGUUGACGAUGAUGAUUUCAUGUGUACGGCUGCAGCAGAGGCGGCAGAGGCGGCGGAAGCACAAAUGCGCCUGGGCGGCUUUCGUGACCGCGGUGAAGUGCUUGAUGACGAUGAUGAUGACGACGAUGACGAUGAUGGUGAUGCUGCUGUUGCCGGCUACACCGCCACCAACACGGCGAAGGUCACAUGCAAACCAGAGCAGCAGCAGCACCCGCGGUGCAGCAACUGCAGCAACUGCAGCAACGGCAGCAACGGCAGUCAAUGUGGCGAGUCAGGGUCCAAGCAGUGCCACCAUCACGUCUCCAUAUGA